Messenger RNA from Amblyraja radiata (thorny skate), 3709 nucleotides. RefSeq names its product structural maintenance of chromosomes protein 1B. Gene Ontology annotation, cellular component: chromosome; meiotic cohesin complex; nucleus. Bases 11 to 3709 code for a protein of 1232 amino acids. The record is from RefSeq and is a predicted model, not a curated record. Gene Ontology annotation, biological process: sister chromatid cohesion. Gene Ontology annotation, molecular function: ATP binding; ATP hydrolysis activity; DNA binding. Lineage: Eukaryota; Metazoa; Chordata; Chondrichthyes; Rajiformes; Rajidae. The transcript is spliced from 25 exons.
GUCGCUAGCAAUGGCAACCUUGAAGUUGAUCGUGAUAGAAAACUUCAAGUCGUGGAGAGGCCGGCAGUUGAUCGGGCCCUUCAUGCGAUUCAACUGCAUCAUCGGCCCGAAUGGAUCGGGGAAAUCAAAUAUAAUGGAUGCCAUCAGUUUUGUGAUGGGCGAGAGAACUGCUAAUCUCAGAGUGAAGCACAUGAAAGACUUGAUACAUGGUGCUCAUGUAGGACAUCCUGUGUCACCUACUGCAAGGGUCACUAUGCUGUACACAAUAGAAGAUGAUGAGGAUGUCUCAUUUACCAGAGCCAUUAUUGGGAAUUCUUCAGAAUUUCGAUUAAAUGAUAGAGCUAUCAGUCGAGCAGAAUACGCAAAUGAACUUGAAAAAAUUGGCAUUCUACUGAAGGGUAGAAACUGCCUGGUGUUUCAGGGAGCUGUAGAGAGUAUUGCUAUGAAGAAACCCAAAGAGAGAACACAAUUGUUUGAACAAGUCAGCAAUUCGGGGGAAUUGUCCAGUGAAUAUGAUAUGAAGAAGAAAGAAAUGCUAGAUGCAGAAGAAGAGGCUCGAUUCAAUUACAAUAAAAAGAAAAAUGCAGCAGUUGAGCGCAAACAUGCUAAGUAUGAGAAAGAAGAGGCAGAUCGUUACCAAGUAUUGAUUGAAGAAUUGAAAGAAAGCAAGAUUCAGUUGCAACUCUUCCUUUUGUAUUAUAACGAGAUGUUUAUAGAAAAUUUAUGCAAUGAUCUGCAAGCAAAAAAUGAAGCUAUAAAUAGUCAGAAAAUCAGGCAGGCCACGGUAGAAGAAGAAGCGAAAACUGUGAAGAAAGAGAUGGGUAAACUGAACCGAGAGGUGCAGCAAAUAGAGAAGGAGAUAAAAGCCCAUGAAUCUAACCUGAAUGAGAAGCGGCCCAGCUAUAUAAAAGCUAAGGAGAACACAAGGCACCACGCGAAGAAGGUGGAGAUGGCUAAAAAAUCUAUGAAAAACUGUGAAAAACAGCACAGCAUCCACCAGCAGGAGGCGAAGGAAAUGGAAUCAGAACUUGAAGAUGUGAAAAAACUAUGGACAGAAUAUGAGGAAAAGGCGCAAGCAGAACUAAGCAGCAGAGGUCACAGCAUGGAACUGGAAGAGAGCCAAGCAGAAGAAUAUAAAGAACUAAAGGAACUAGUGAGAAAAAAAUUGUUUGCCAUGACCCAUGGGCUGGAGAAGUUACGAUGGGAACAGAAGUCUGAUCGAGACAAGUUGGAACUGGAAGAAAGAAACCAUAAAUAUUUGGAAGUUCGAAUUAGACACACAGAGCUGGAAAUAGACGAUUAUGUGAAAAGAUCAGAAAAGCUGGAAGACUAUAUUAAUAUCUGCAAAACUUCUCUGGCUGAGCAGAAAAAACGGGAAGAAGACUUGACUAAUGAAAUACAGAAUGCAAAGCUACGUAUUAGUGAAGUCAGUGAAAAACUAAAUGAGGUAGCUGGUGAGCUACAGAAUGCUGGGAUUGCUCACCAUGAAGGACAUCGCCAGCAGAGGAAAGCUGAGAUACUUGAGAGUUUUAAACGUUUGUAUCCAGAUUCUGUGUACGGAAAGCUUGUGGAUCUCUGUCAUCCUAUCCACAAGAAGUACCAGCUUGCUGUCACCAAAGUUUUUGGAAGAUACGUUAAUGCCAUUGUGGUUGCUACUGAGAAAACAGCCAGGGAUUGUAUUCGGUAUUUGAAAGAAGAACGAGCUGAGCCAGAGACUUUCUUAGCUCUAGAUUACCUUGAAAUAAAACCAAUCAAUGAACAGUUGCGAGAAAUUAAAGGAGCCAAAAUGAUGAUUGAUGUGAUUCAGUGUGUAUCACCACAGUUGAAGAAAGUGGUACAGUUUGUUUGUGGCAAUGGACUAGUAUGUGAAAACCUGAAAGAAGCCAGAAUGAUUGCAUUCGAUGGACCAGAAAGACUUAAGGCAGUGGCAUUGGAUGGAACACUCUUCCUAAAGUCUGGUGUUAUCUCUGGGGGCUCCAGUGAUCUAAAGUUUAAAGCCAGGUGCUGGGAUGAGAAAGGGAUCAGCCAGCUGAGAGAAAUGAAGGAUAAGCUAAAAAAUGAGCUUCGGGACCUGCUAAAAGUAAACAGGAAAGAAGCCGAAUUAAGGCACUUGCAGGCUCAAGCCAAGGGUACAGAGACCAGGAUGAGAUAUUCCUUGAGUGAUCUGGAGCAAACUAAGAAGAAGCAUUUGACUAAUCGUCAUAUGGAAAAGUCAAAACUAGAAAGUACAUUGGCUAAUUUGAAGUCCAAUUUGACAGUUUUGAGAUCAAAUCUUGAAGGCCACGAGAUGAAAAUGCAGGAAAUGCAGUUCCAAAUGAAUGAAGUUGAAGAUAGAGUGUUUGAAGAUUUCUGCGUCAAGAUAGGUGUAGCAAAUAUCCGUGAAUAUGAGGACGAACAUGUGAAGCAAUUAGAAGAAAUUGCUCAGAAAAGGUCUGAGUUUGAGAACCAAAAAACACGGUUGGCAAUUCAGCUAGACUACUUGUAUGAUCAGAUUAAGGAGGAUAUCAAAAAAAUUCAUAAAUGGAAGGAAGCUAUUGAAAAAGACGAAAAAGAAAUAGUGAAAUUAAAGAAGGAGGAGUUGCAGUUAAUGAAAAUUGUAGAUGAAAUCAUGACGAUACAGCAGAAUCUCACUAACAAGCUUUUAAUUAAAAAGUCACAAGCCCAGGAUAUGCAAAAGGAAGUUGAUGAAGCCAGGAAGAAAGUAUCAAAUGCUGACAGAGAGCUAGCAAAGCUUCAGAAAGAAUAUGUUUCUGUGGAAACCUCUAUAGAACAAAAAAGGUUGGAGCGACACAAUCUUCUAUUAGCCUGUAAAGUCCAAGAUAUACAGAUUGAACUACUCCAAGGCAAACUGGAAGAAAUUAGUGAGGUUGGAACAGAAGUUGAAAGCACACAAGCUACAGUGGAUGUCUUUGAAUUGGAAGCUGGUUUUGAAAUAGACUAUAGCAGUUUACCAACAGAUCUGAAAGGCCUUACAUCGUUUAAAGAAACUGAAAUAGAGGAAAAUAGAUUAAAUAAGCUAUUGGAAGAGAAGGAAAUUUUUUUACACAGAACAGCUGCACCAAAUAUGAGAGCAGUUGAAAAGCUGCAAAAUGUGUGGGAUAAGUUUCAAGAUUCAGUCCACGCAUUUGAAUUAAGUAGAAAGAAAGCUAGGAUCUGCAGACAGGAGUUUGAACAUGUCAAAAAGAGGAGAUACGAUUUGUUUAACCACUGUUUUGAGCAUGUCUCAGUGAAAAUUGAUCAGAUCUACAAGAUGAUGUGUCAGAAUAGCAGUGCUCAGGCAUUCCUCAGUCCAGAAAAUUCUGAAGAGCCUUAUUUGGAUGGUAUCGGUUACAACUGUGUGGCCCCAGGAAAACGAUUCAUGCCUAUGGAUAACUUAUCAGGAGGAGAAAAGUCUGUGGCAGCAUUGGCAUUGCUUUUUGCUAUUCACAGUUACCGGCCAGCCCCCUUUUUUGUACUUGAUGAAGUUGACGCUGCUUUGGACAACACAAACAUCGGAAAAGUUACAAGUUACAUCCGAGAACAAUCCAAAAAUAAUUUUCAGGUGAUUGUGAUCUCGCUAAAAGAAGAAUUUUAUUCAAAAGCUGAUGCACUAAUUGGAGUAUAUCCAGAGCAAGGCGAAUGUAUGUCCAGUCAACUUCUGACCUUUGACCUUACCCUUUACCCUGAAAAUACCAAAUUGGAAGAGAGGCAACAGCUUGAGGAAGACUAA